Terrapene triunguis (Three-toed box turtle) is the source of this 2400-nucleotide messenger RNA. It is a transcript of the gene LMOD1, whose product is annotated as leiomodin 1. Bases 1 to 1344 code for a protein of 447 amino acids. The record is from RefSeq and is a predicted model, not a curated record. Gene Ontology annotation, cellular component: striated muscle thin filament; myofibril. Gene Ontology annotation, molecular function: tropomyosin binding; actin binding. NCBI's taxonomy places the organism in Eukaryota, Metazoa, Chordata, Testudines, Emydidae. Gene Ontology annotation, biological process: pointed-end actin filament capping; muscle contraction; myofibril assembly. The transcript has 5 exons.
AUGGGGAAUAUCACGUGUGCCCAGACCAUUGCUGAUUUGAACCUGAAGGACUUGGAGGGGCUCAAGAGUCUCCAAUGUGCCAAGCUGCACUGGCUGAGCUGCAUCCAGAAUGAGAAGAAGGAGGAGCUGGGCUGUGGGCUGGUGAAGCCCCAAGGCUGCCUCCCCAAGCAGCUAAGCAUCUCCGCUCCCAGAAAGGAAGAAGAGAAGAGUGCAGCACCAAAGAAAGAGCUAGGAAGGAAUAGAAAAGGAGAAGAAAAGAGAGAAAAGGAGAGUAAAGAAGAAGAAAGGUGUUCAGCUUUAAAGAAAUACUCAAAGGUUGAUGGUAAGGAGAAAUCACUUACAGACUCCAAAGGUGUCACUGAGGAAAAGGCUCCUCUAGCACCAGAGACAGAGCCUAAACAGAUCCCAGAAAACAGCUCCUCAAAACCCGUGGAUAGCCUCCCAAGCCAGACCAAGGAAGAGGAAGAAGCAGCUUCCAGUAUCUUUGAUGAGCCCUUAGAAAGAGUGAAGAAUAAUGAUCCAGAGAUGACAGAAGUCAAUGUCAAUAACUCCGACUGCAUCACCGGUGAAAUCCUGGUGCGCUUCACAGAGGCCUUGGAAUUUAACACCAUAGUCAAAGUGUUUUCACUGGCCAAUACCCGUGCUGAUGACCAUGUCGCAUUUGCCAUCGCCAUUAUGUUGAAGUCAAACAAGACACUAACCAGCAUCAAUCUGGACUCUAACCACAUCACAGGUAAAGGGAUCCUGGCCAUCUUCCGUGCGCUGCUGCAGAACAACACCCUGACAGAGCUGCGUUUCCAUAACCAGAGACACAUCUGCGGGGGGAAGACAGAGAUGGAGAUAGCCAAGCUACUGAAGGAGAAUACCACCCUCCUGAAGCUGGGCUAUCAUUUUGAACUGGCAGGUCCCCGCAUGACAGCCACAAACCUGCUGAGUAGGAACAUGGACAAGCAGAGGCAGAAACGCCUGCAGGAACAGAAGCAGGUUCAGGAACGUAGCGAGAAGAAAGAACUGCUAGAGGUGCCAAAGGCAGGCGGCUUGCAAAAGGGGUCCCCCAAGCCUUCGCCACAGUCAUCCCCAAAAUCUUCCCCGUGGUCUUCCCCUAAAAGUUCUCCUAAGAAGGGUGGGCCUCCUGCUGCACCUCCCCCACCCCCACCUCCACUAGCCCCACCCCUGAUCAAUGAAAAUAUAAGGAAUUCUCUCUCUCCAGCCACCCAGAGGAAGAUGGUGGAGAAGGCACUUCCUGCUCAGGAGAAGAACUCAAGGGACCAGCUAUUGGCGGCCAUUCGAUCCAGCAAUGUCAAACAGCUAAAGAAGGUGGAGGUCCCAAAACUAUUGCAAUAGGACAUGGAAGCUGGAUCUCCCGCAUGGAUGAGACCUGUGGCAGAAAAUAGGACGUUAGCCUUUCUUAUGACUGUUUACAUGACCAGUCCUUGGGGACUCUGCAGUGGCCACCUGCCUGCCCCAGAGCUGGAGGAGCAGUGUUCUCUGUGGGGUCCAACUGAGGGGGGCAGCCCUGAGAAGGGCCCUGGGGUCAUUGGAUGCAGUGUGUGCGGCAGACCUGGUAUUCAUUUUUACAAUUUUAAAAAUCUUAAAGCUCUUUCUUUUAGCCAGCACCAGCGUGCGACGUGCCAGUGCAAGAUGGGGGCAGGGUUGCAGGAAUGGGGAGAGGGUGUUUGUUCCUGUUGCCGCUGACAGAGUUUGGAGCAUGAGUAGUUACCAAGUGCAGCAGAUGCAGGAUGGAUGUCCCUAAAUGUCUGGGUCCACAUCUCCAGAACCGCGUGGCUCUGCCAAUACAGAACACCACACAGACAGCAACCGGCACCCCAAAGAGCCUUGCUUUGCUCUCAGCUUGGAGUCUGUCGGGCAGAACUGGCAGCGGGACAUUGUCUAGAGUGACGCAGAGCCAAACUCAGGAGAAUGCUUGGGGCAGAAAUGAAUUGACAUUCCUCUCUGCGGGUUCAGGAUCUCCAGUGCCCUGAAAAGGAAAAGGGAGCGUACGGUGCAAGGGGAGAGACGCUGACUGCCACAGACAGUUAGUAUUGGCUGAAUGUGUUGCAGGGGGCUGGGGAGAUACACCUGAUGCUGAUAUUUUGUGCAAAGAAAUAACUGAAAUUUGCAGAGGGCUGGCCCAGAGAUGUCACCUCCCCCCAGUAUCUUCAGGGCUCAGUGCAGCCACUGUCUAGUGCCAUGCUUUACAUGACUGAUCCUGCUGUCACUGUGCUGCUGCCCUUAGUGCUGGACACACAUGGUGGGGACUGGCAAGCAGAAAGCAGGGUUUUUGCUGAGAGAACACUGCUCCUGGUUUUCAGACCCAGCUGUCCACGAGGGAGGCACUGGGAAGGAUGUGCUUGGCCUGCAGGCUGUAGCCUAGCAUGCCCAGAGCCCUCUGCACCUGAG